AUGUUGCGAAGCUUGGCAAAAGCGGUGGCGGGCUCGCGGGGGCUGAGCACGGGCGCCCCACGCGCCUUCGACUUCCCCGAACCGUACAUCAAGGCGCGGCAAGUGUGGCUGGAAAGCCUCGACACGAUCGACGAGCGCAAAUUGGGGCUGCUGGAGCUGCACCCCAAGGUGUUCGGGGCGGCGCCCCGCAUCGACAUCAUCCACCAGAACGUGCGCUGGCAGACGCUCUACCGCUACGUGAGUUUCGCGCACACCAAGUCCCGCUUUGAGGUGCGAGGCGGCGGCCGCAAGCCCUGGCCCCAAAAGGGCACGGGGCGGGCGCGCCACGGCUCAAUCCGCUCGCCGCUCUUCAAGGGCGGCGGCGUGAUCCACGGGCCCAAGGCGCCCACGCCCCACUUCUACAUGCUGCCCUUCUUCACGCGCCUGCACGGCCUGACCAGCGCCCUAUCGGCCAAGUUCGCCCAGGACGACCUGCGAGUGGUCGACAGCCUCGACAUCCCCAGCGAGGAGCCCGACUACAUGCAGGAGCUGGUCAAGAGCCGCCUGUGGGGCCCCUCCGUGCUGUUCGUCGACAGUUGCGACAUAAUGCCGCGCAACAUCACGGCCGCCACCGACUCCAUCAAGCAAAUGAACCUGAUGCCCGUCUACGGCCUGAACGUCUACUCGAUGCUCAAGCACGACACCCUGGUGCUCACGAGGAGCGCCGUUGAACUGAUUGAGGACAAAUUGGUCGCCCAGUUGCACCGCAACGACUGCCGCCCCGUGCAGCGCCCCUAUCGGGUCAACCAAGUGUAACCAAUAAAGUAGUUGGGGCUUA
Molecule: messenger RNA, 817 nt
Organism: Dendroctonus ponderosae (mountain pine beetle)
Lineage: Eukaryota; Metazoa; Arthropoda; Insecta; Coleoptera; Curculionidae
Gene: mRpL4
Product: 39S ribosomal protein L4, mitochondrial
Exons: 2
Coding region: 1-795 (264 amino acids)
Biological process (GO): translation
Cellular component (GO): ribosome
Molecular function (GO): structural constituent of ribosome
Source: RefSeq, a predicted model, not a curated record